UGCGAAAAGAUUCUUGUUUCACAGUUAUGUUUUAACAGUUGCAUCGAAAGGAUUAAUUUUUCGAGAUUAUCAAGUGUGGUCUAGAGAACAACAUGUUGCAAUUUUUAUUGGUGGCCUUAGCAGUUUUGCUAACGGCUAAUGCUGAAAUGAGUAUCAACGUUCAAACUCCCAAUGCUCAGAUGUAUCAUCAGCAAAGUAACAAGCAAAACACAUUCACCUACGGUUAUCACACGGUUGGCCAACAAUUUCAACAUAAGGUCAAAGGUCCCGAUGAUGUAACGUACGGAUGCUACGGUUACGUUGAUCCUUCCUUCAAGAAACACUUGGUGUACUAUGUGGCGGACCGGAUGGGCUAUCGGAUUAUUUUCCCGAAUCGAGCGACCAAGAUCUUCACAGCCCGCGUUUCGGACAGUUUAAAUAAGUUGGAUGGAUCUCUUCAGGGUAAGGAGCUCGACGAAAAAGUGGUAGCAUGGAAUGAUCUGUACCUUCCUGACGAAUGCUUCCGAUUGGAUGAAAUAUUGUCCGGAUCUGCUUCGACGAUAUCUGAGCAAACUUAUACUACUCCAAAAUCAACCAGUCAUGUUCAUCACCAACAACGACCGACAGCUUCCUCUUCUUAUGGAAUCGGUCAACAACCUUACCGCCCACAACCAUCGCAGUAUGACAUUCCCUCAACUACUCCUCGAUCACUGCCCCCAAGUAACUCCAGACCAAUUGGAAGUGGAACUUAUCCCAAUGGUUAUGGACAGCCAAAUCAACCUUACCAUGGAGGACAGCAACCUAUUUCACAUGAACCAUCCAACAAUGAUGAUUAUGACUAUAAUUCGUUGGGCAACAAUCAACAACAAGUCCAGCCAACAUGGACCGGAUCUAUUCCGGAUAUCAACCCAGCCAAUAUCAACCUGGAUAACUACGAUAUCGACAUCCGUUUUGGAGAAAAACAAGGGAGCGCUUCUACGGUGAAUCCUCAGCUGAGUCCUCUGGAUCAGAACCGUUGGAAUCUGACCCAGUUGCUUGCCAAGAUCGAGGCGGUGAAUGCGCAAGUGAUAACAUUCAACGUUUUGCUAACUGGAUUAGCUCGGAAUCCGGUAGCCUUCGCCAAUGCCAAUGGAAAUACAUGUCAGCAGAUGAUUCAACUGCUCCGCAAUCAGAACACGACGCCCCAGUUGGUGUAUGUUCCCAUUCUCAUUCCUUACGUUGAAGGUCGCGACAAUUUGAAUCAACCCUUCGCUGUCCCGUCCGAUAAUCCUUAUCAACCGCCGGUACAACAACAGCAGCAGCAGCAACAACAACAACAGCCGCAGUAUCAAAAUCGACACUCAGUUAAAGGAUAAUAUAGGAUUAAAUAUACACAACCGGUUCAAGUAAAUAGUUUAUGUUGCUGUUAAUAAAACUAAAAUUCAAAUUAAAAAA
Molecule: messenger RNA, 1413 nt
Organism: Uranotaenia lowii
Lineage: Eukaryota; Metazoa; Arthropoda; Insecta; Diptera; Culicidae
Exons: 5
Coding region: 93-1334 (413 amino acids)
Source: RefSeq, a predicted model, not a curated record